This is a messenger RNA of Panonychus citri (citrus red mite), 3429 nucleotides long. RefSeq names its product vang-like protein 2 (gene Vang). NCBI's taxonomy places the organism in Eukaryota, Metazoa, Arthropoda, Arachnida, Trombidiformes, Tetranychidae. Gene Ontology annotation, cellular component: plasma membrane. The transcript has 2 exons. Bases 348 to 2936 code for a protein of 862 amino acids. The record is from RefSeq and is a predicted model, not a curated record. Gene Ontology annotation, biological process: multicellular organism development; Wnt signaling pathway, planar cell polarity pathway; establishment of planar polarity.
ACCAACAGUUGAAUUUAAGUCUAAGGAGGAACAACUUCUGGCCUCUAAUUUGUGUUUCUUUCCAUCAAUUGAUUAAUGUUGUUUUCUUAAUUGUGAUUUGUUUUUUUUUCUCUUUUCUUUUUAUUGUGAAUUAAUCACUUAAUUAACUUAUUCUCCUUCUGGACCAUUGGAUUAACUGUGUAUUAGUUUGAGAAAAUUGUGUCUUCAUCUUUUUCCAUCUAAACACUUUACUUUUUUUUCUACUGACGAUGUUUAAAUUACAAUUGAUUUUCUAUUCUUUUUAAAACAUUUUCUUUUCUCCAUUUUAAAUAUUCUACAUUCAAAAAGAAAAUAUUUAUUGUUAAAAUAUGAGUUGUUAUAAUUAUCCUUCAACUGGACCAACACCUCCAAGGAUUAAUAGUAAUAAUUACAACGGUAAUAACAAUGGUAACAACAAUGGUGUGAACAAUGUUAAUGGUGAUUCAACAGCCUCUGUUAAUGGCCCAUUAAAUGGUAAUGUGAAUUCAGUUUACAAUAGUGUUAAUAAUACAAAUAUCUCAACAUCUAAUCAACUUCAACAACAACAACAACAAUCCCAAUCCCAAUUACAACAACAACAAGGAUUAAUUGGAAGCCUAAAUAAUCCGGCUCGUAGUUCAUCUCGUCAAUCCCACCGGUCAACCAGAGCCGAUCGACCAUAUCAUGUAUCAACAAUACCUGGUUCAGGACUUGUUGUAAGCCAUAGUGUUAACGGUGGUAUUGCCAAUGGUGGGAUAUCAUCAGGUUCACCUUAUGAUGUUUUAUUAAACAAUGGAGAUGAUAGACUUUCAGUUAAACUUAAUUCAACACUUAACCGAUCAGGAUUUGGUGGGGGAACACCAAGUAACAGUGGAUUAACUUUAAAUGGAUCAAAUCUUCACCAUCAUCAACAACAACCUCACCACUCAUCUCAUCAUGUAAUAUCAUCAUCAUCAUCACACCAUCAUCAGUCACCUCAUCAUCAAAUUUCCCACCAUUCAUCUCAACAACAACAACAACAACAUCCAUUAAACCCAUACUCUUUGACCAGUGGUGGUGGUGGUGGUCACUCAUCAUCAUCUCGACGUCGUCAAAAUUAUGUUUCCCAUCAUCAUCAUCAUCACCAUCAUCACCACAAUGAUGAGUCAAUCGAUGUAUCCAUUUUACCGGGUGACGAUGUUUGGGCCGACAAUACAACGGCCAUAACGGGUAACACUUCAGAUCGUUCAGUGUCCAUUGAUGUUGAUCUCAAUAAGAUUGGUAAAUCGGGUUACAAUUUAUCAGCCAUCAAUUCAUUUCACAAUUCAACUAGUAAUCAUCCUAAUCAUUUAAAUUCAUCUUCUAGUAAUUCAAGUUCAUCAAAUAAUCUUUGGAAUUCAUCUGAUUGGUCAACUAAAUGUUCAAUUUGGUGUGGACCAUUUACCCUUGGACUAUUAUCUUUAUGUGCCUUUAUCUCACCUCUUGUGAUGGUCAUUUUACCCCAAAUCGAAACCCUUGAAUGGAAAGUUAAAGAGUGCGGACCCGAAUGUGAUGGUACACUAAUUAGUUGCCUAUUUAAAUUGGCACUUCUUUUAAUCUUAUCUUAUAUUACCUUUUUCACCUCACCAAGAUGCUCCCUGCCCCGUAUUGAUAUUUACCGAGCCCUUUUAAUGACCUUACUCACCUUUCUCAUGGUGGCUUAUUGGGUGUUUUAUAUUGAAAAAAUUUGGGAUCGUCGUUUCUCCGAUUAUGAAUUAACCUAUCAAUCGAUAGUCCAAUUUUCCGUUUCCAUAGUUGAUGUACUUUUAUGGAUACACUUUGCUGCCGUUGUUAUGCUCAAAUUAAAACCAACCGAAUCUGUUUUCAUAAUUAAAGUUACUCGGUCACCUGAUGGUGAGGCAAGGUCAUACACUAUCGGUCAACUGUCCAUUCAAAGAGCCGCUGUUGUUGUACUCGAAAAAUAUUAUUCCGAUUUUACCAUUUAUAAUCCUUACCUUGAACUUGCCCCUCGUCGGUCUAGAGGUAAGUCAAUGCGAGGAUUAAAUAGUCUUGGACCAGGAUCAACAUUAAAAUAUUACGAUAUCGAUGGUAUCGGUACUAGCGGUGGUGGUACCAAUGGUACUAUCAUUGGUAAUGGUAGUAUUGUCGGUGGUGAUCAUCAUAUUACCGGUAAUGGUUCAGUUGGUACUUCAAUUGGACCUGGUGGUAAUACUCUUGGAUUACCGGGAAGUUUAAUCCUUGGUCCUCAUCAAGGUUCAUCAACACUUCGAGGAGUAAAUGGUAUUAAUGACACCGAGAGAAUUGAUGAGAUUAAUAAUUUAGAAGAAAGAGGAUCUCGAGUGGGCGUUAGAUCAACUCGUCACAAUCGAGAAAAUCUUUCUAAUAACAAUCAUCAUCAUUCUAAUCAUAAUGAUCGUUUCUACGAGGAACAUGAUUAUGAACGUCGAGUUCGUAAAAGAAAAGCAAGACUAUUAACCGCAGCCGAAGAAGCAUUUACUCAUAUAAAAAGAAUACGUGCCGAUGAACCAUGUCCAAUUUCAUCACCGAUCGACCCCAAAGAAGCUUCGCAAGCAAUAUUUCCCGCCAUGGCUCGAGCCCUUCAAAAGUUUCUUCGUGUCACUAGACAACAACCUCGACACAACGUGGAAACGAUUGUUGACCAUUUAUCUACCUGUCUAACUUAUGACCUUUCACCUAAAGCUUUCCUUGAAACUUAUUUCAACCCUCGCCCCGUCAUGUCCAGUUCAGCUGAAGUUAAACCCAUGCAAAGUUGGGGACUAGUUUGUGAUAUCCUUUUAACACGAACCAUUGAAUCGGGAACCGUUUUCAUGUUACGACAAAACGAUGUCUCCUUACUGGUCACCGUUACAUCAAUACCACACCUCAAUAUAACCGAAGAGAUUAUUGAUCCAAAGUGUAAUAAGUUUGUUUUCAAAAUGAACUCAGAAACUUCAGUGUAACAUAUUGACCAUAAAUCAUCAUAUUGUGCAACAUAUUGGAUUAUAAUGACCACUCAACAAACAUACUGACCAAUAAGAAGCACUUUUUUUUCAAUCAUCAUCAUCACUUUUUUACCAAUACUUAUUUAUAAAUAUUCAUCAUCAUCAUCGUCACAAUUAUCCCUGUAAAUUUAUCUGUGAAUACUCAGACUUGUAAACAAUUAACAACAACAAUGUAAUUUAAUUUCAACACCACAAUAGAAGUGAUUUAAAUGUCAACAAUUAACUGGCCAAUUUUAAACUUAAAUUGAACAAUCAAUUUAAUAUGAAAAAAAAAGUAUUAAUCAUAUCCUUUUGUAUUAUACAAGUAAAUAUGCAUAAUAAUUAUAUUGUAUUAAUUAUACAACUAUUAUCAACUAAUCAAGAUUUAAUUGUAAAUCAUGUAAUUGACAUUUGAUAUAUCAAAGUAAAUAUAAACUAAAUUAACAAACAACAACAUCCCCAAGAAAACAAA